Messenger RNA from Trichogramma pretiosum, 5673 nucleotides. It is a transcript of the gene AP-2alpha, whose product is annotated as AP-2 complex subunit alpha. Bases 563 to 3373 code for a protein of 936 amino acids. The transcript is spliced from 10 exons. Gene Ontology annotation, biological process: intracellular protein transport; clathrin-dependent endocytosis. Gene Ontology annotation, molecular function: clathrin-cargo adaptor activity. NCBI's taxonomy places the organism in Eukaryota, Metazoa, Arthropoda, Insecta, Hymenoptera, Trichogrammatidae. The record is from RefSeq and is a predicted model, not a curated record. Gene Ontology annotation, cellular component: membrane coat; AP-2 adaptor complex.
CUCAUAACGUCCCGCAAGGAUCCGUGUGUCGCGCGGUGCUCCUUUAUAGUAGGUGUAUGUAUAUAGUAGUUGUAUAGCUGCGGCCGCACGCAAGGAGCAAAAGCAGCGUGUAGUUGUGACUCCUUUUUAAGUGUUCUCUCGUCGUACGCUCUCCUCGUAUAUGUAUGUAUGUAACAAAUCGCGCUUUAAGAGAACGCGAACAUUGUUGAGUGCAAAUGGCGACAGGUAGACGUUAGCAAUUGCUCUUAUACGAGGGUGCCCCAGCGAAUUUAGACAGCCGCUGCACAAGGCUUUAUCAGCGCGCGGGUUCGCAUUCCAUUUUGCUGGCGAGCGAAAGGCCACUUUCGACAGCUGUCUCUCGAGACGCUAUACAUAUAUAUUUAUUUGUACUAGCCGCUUCGUCAUCCUCGUCACUGCUGCUGCUGCUAGUUGCUGCUGCUGCUGCAGUCUGCAUAAGCGUGAGAGCAUAUCUCGACGGGUACACCCACCCUUUCGGAUCUAUCGGAAUCGAACAUAUACGCCCUCGUUUGUGAAGCACUACUUUAAAUAAAAAGAAACCAAAAUGCCAGCUGUUCGAGGAGAUGGUAUGCGAGGUCUCGCAGUUUUUAUUUCAGACAUUAGGAAUUGCAAAAGUAAAGAAGCUGAGAUUAAAAGGAUAAAUAAAGAAUUGGCCAACAUUAGAAGUAAAUUCAAAGGAGAUAAAACUUUAGAUGGCUACCAAAAGAAGAAAUAUGUCUGUAAACUUCUCUUUAUUUUUUUACUUGGCCAUGAUAUCGACUUUGGGCACAUGGAAGCAGUCAACUUAUUGUCUUCCAAUAAGUACUCAGAAAAACAAAUUGGAUAUCUAUUCAUAUCAGUUUUAGUUAAUACAAACAGUGAUUUAAUUAAGUUAAUCAUUCAAAGUAUAAAAAAUGAUCUGUCCUCUCGUAAUCCAAUUCAUGUUAAUCUUGCGCUACAAUGUAUCGCAAAUAUUGGGAGUAAAGAUAUGGCUGAAGCUUUUGGAAGGGAAAUUCCGAAAUUACUUGUAUCUGGCGAUACAAUGGAUGUUGUCAAACAAAGUGCUGCCUUGUGCCUUUUACGGCUAUUAAGAACGGCUCCUGAAGUUAUCACGGAUGGAGAAUGGACUUCUCGCAUCAUACACCUAUUAAAUGACCAGCAUUUGGGUGUUGUUACUGCAGCAGCAUCUUUAAUUGAUGCACUUGUAAAAAGAAAUCCUGAUGAAUACAAAGGAUGUGUUGGUUUAGCUGUUUCUCGUUUAAGUAGAAUCGUAACAUCUAGUUAUACUGAUCUUCAAGAUUACACUUAUUACUUUGUUCCUGCUCCUUGGUUAUCUGUAAAAUUGUUGAGAUUGCUUCAAAAUUAUAAUCCUCCUGCCGAAGAUCCUGGCGUCAGAGGAAGGUUGAACGAAUGUCUGGAAACAAUUUUGAAUAAAACUCAGGAGCCGCCGAAGUCUAAGAAAGUUCAGCACUCUAAUGCUAAGAACGCUGUACUCUUUGAAGCUAUCAGCUUAAUUAUUCAUAAUGAUAGCGAGCCCAAUCUUCUCGUACGAGCUUGCAAUCAACUUGGUCAAUUCUUAUCGAAUCGCGAGACCAACUUACGCUACUUAGCUCUGGAAUCGAUGUGCCAUCUUGCCACAUCGGAAUUCUCUCACGAAGCUGUGAAAAAGCAUCAAGAAGUCGUUAUUCUUUCUAUGAAAAUGGAGAAAGACGUCUCUGUCAGACAGCAAGCGGUUGAUUUGCUUUAUGCCAUGUGCGAUAAAAGUAAUGCAGAAGAAAUUGUACAAGAAAUGCUUAAUUAUUUGGAGACGGCUGAUUACUCUAUUAGAGAAGAGAUGGUUUUAAAAGUUGCUAUUCUGGCAGAAAAAUACGCAACGGACUAUACUUGGUAUGUCGAUGUUAUUCUUAAUCUCAUUAGGAUAGCUGGUGAUUACGUUUCAGAGGAAGUCUGGUAUCGCGUAAUCCAAAUCGUCAUCAAUAGAGAUGACGUGCAAGGAUAUGCUGCAAAAACUGUAUUUGAGGCAUUGCAAGCACCAGCAUGCCACGAAAAUAUGGUAAAAGUCGGUGGAUAUAUUCUCGGAGAAUUCGGCAACUUGAUUGCUGGCGAUCAACGAUCAUCGCCACUGGUGCAGUUCCAGCUUUUACAUUCCAAAUAUCAUUUAUGUUCUCCAAUGACGCGCGCGUUACUUUUAUCAACGUACAUUAAAUUCGUCAAUCUUUUCCCGGAAAUAAGAAGCCAAAUUCAAGAUGUAUUUAGACAAGACAGUAAUUUACGUAGUGCUGACGCCGAACUUCAGCAACGAGCCUCUGAAUAUUUGCAACUCAGCAUUAUAGCUUCUACAGACGUUCUAGCUACCGUUCUCGAAGAAAUGCCUGCAUUCCCUGAGAGAGAAUCGUCUAUACUGGCAGUACUGAAGAAGAAAAAGCCAGGUCGCGUACCCGAGAACGAAAUACGAGAAGGCAAGAGCCCAGCACCGAAUGCUAAUCACCACAACGAAACAUCUGCUGUUUCAUCUGCCGCCAACAAUUCUUCUGCAGAUUUGUUGGGACUUUCUACUCCACCGUCAUCUCAACCAACGGGCAAUACGGGUGUUCUUUUUGAUGUUUUGGGAGACAUCUACAGUGCCACUAAUAAGCCAACAUCUAAUGGAACUCAAGCCACAUAUAACGCUAAAAAGUUUGUUUGCAAAAAUAAUGGUGUAUUAUUUGAAAAUGAUCUUAUUCAAAUAGGAGUUAAAUCAGAGUUCAGACAAAAUCUUGGCAGAAUUGGUUUAUUCUAUGGAAAUAAAACGCAGCAAGCUUUACUUAAUUUCCAGCCACAAAUUUCAUGGUCUGAUGAAAAUCAAGCAAAACUUUCUGUGCAAGUAAAACCUGUUGACUCAUCUUUAGAGGCUGGUGCUCAAAUUCAACAAUUGAUAAAUGCCGAAUGUAUUGAUGAUUAUACCGAUACCCCUAGUAUGAUCAUCUCCUUUAUCUAUAAUGGUUUACCUCAAAAGAUUUCUAUGAAAUUGCCAUUGACCAUAAAUAAAUUCUUUGAACCAACUGAUAUGAAUGGAGAAUCAUUCUUUGCCAGAUGGAAAAAUCUUGGAGGCAUAAAUCAACAGCGGUCUCAAAAAAUAUUUAAAGCUCAGACGCCGAUGGAUUUGUCUCAAGUUCGCUCAAAAUUGAAUGGUUUUGGAAUGCAACUACUCGAUGGUAUUGAUCCCAAUCCCGAUAACUUUGUUUUGGCAGGUAUAAUUCAUAUGAGAGCAGGACAAGUUGGUUGUUUAUUACGUUUAGAGCCAAAUAAACAAGCUCAGAUGUUCCGGUUAACAGUACGAUCAAGCAAAGAAUCGAUAUCUGUAGAGAUCUGCGAUCUGUUAGUGGAUCAAUUUUAAAAGUUCAUAGAUAUGAUUAUAUCGAAGUGAACAUGAACAUAAUUUUUUACAUAAUGUAGAAAAUGAUCAUUAAAUAUUUAUCUGUAGAUUACACAAACAAAUUGGAUAAUAAUAUGCUCCUAUGAAAGUGCAGUAAGGAAAGGAUGUUAUUUAAAAUUCGUCAAGUUAAAAAAUACAAAAAAAGAAUGUAAGGUAUAUUUCUUUAAGCUUACAACCACUAUUAUGCACUGUAUAAGAAUCAAAGAGCCUUCUCGUUGUAGCGCUAAUUAUGUGUAAACUUUUUGGUUACCGCGUAGAACAAAGUUUAAAAAAAGUCGAAUUAUAAACGAGAUUGAAAUUGCGAUUGGUGGACAGAAUAUAGUGCGGUAGAAGUAGUGGACAGUAUUAGUCCGUAAAUACAUUAAAGUGCACGAAAUGUAAAUGAGGUCAGUUGUAAUCUAAUUUUACUAGCACGUCUUACCUCAUUUUUUUAAUUCUUCUGUUGCGAUUAUUUUCAAGCAGAACAAGAUAAAGACUUGAUUAACCGUACUGUUUUAUAUUGUAAUUGUAUUCAAAAAAUGAAAAAGGCGCGACAAAAAUUUAAUGAAAUAGUCAUCUGAACAAGAAUCAAAGUUUAGUUAUUAGAAAAGAUUCGGGAAGGACCUUUUUUCAAUUGUACAUAAGCGCCUAUUUUUCGUUAAUUUUAUGUCGAUUUUUUAAUUGAAGAACUUACGUGUUGGACAAUGGUGAACUCGUAAUGUUGAUAUAUGUUAUGUACAUUUUCUUUAGAUAUUUCUAAUGUUAGUUUGAUAAGUUUCUGUCUGUCAAAUACUCUGUUUUCUUAAGUCUAAUAUGUCUGUUCAUGAUUCAUUUUUAUAUUAAACAUUAAUUUGAAAUACAAUAAUAGAAUUGACGAUUGUCGAAUUUGCUACAAUUUCUUUAAAUUGGGACUCAAUCUUAUCAAACGAAUCUCAUCAUAACUUAUACAUAAGUAGAAUAACGAGCUGACGAGAUUGACGUCGCUUUUAAAAAUAUGAACGUACCAAAUCGCAAUGAAUUUAACAAAGGCUUUAUUAUCGCAAUACCAAUUACCAAUUUAUUAUAGUCGUAGAAAAAUCGACAAUCGGAAAAGGCGUAUGAAUUGCAUCAAUGAUUUCAAUAUUAAUGCACAGUAAACGAUUUAAAAUGUUGAAAAAAAGUUAAUUGUUUCAUGAUGAUAGAAUGUUAAAAUGUGUACAAAGAUAAAAUGAAUGAAAUAAUGGAGCGAUAAUUUGGAUCGCUUUGUCAGCCUCUUUGCUGUAUAAUGAAAUAAAAACAUGUAUAUCCGACGUAUGAUAUAAGGUGCAAACUUGUGAGGUGUAUGUGUAUGUGUUGUUCAUACAUAUUAUACAUAUAAAAAAACUAUAUUAUUAUAAAUAUACAAAUAUACAAACGAAUGUUGUUGAAUCAUGCGCAGUGAAGUUUAGCUAAGUGUAGACGUUAUUGGUGUCAGUCCGUGAAUUUGUCUUUUUCUCUUCUUGAUGAGGCACAAUACCUCUAAGUUUAAUUUAUUAUUUAGAGUGUACAAUUGCGUUGAUCCGCCCUAUUAUUAACUAUUCAGCUUCUUUACAAUUAAUGGGAAACUUAUCAUCAUCAAGUCAGAUGUAUUAACUAAUUUUAUUGAUUUUUUGUUUACUUUUAAAGUCUAUAUGUUUUAUCUAUAUUUUUGUCUCAAAGGUCCAUCAAUUAAUUAUGUAUUUAGUCUGACUAGUUUUAUCGUGAUGCUCGUCGCAUGUGAUUAUUUCCCGUUUUUACUUUUUCUCUUUUUGCAUGUAAAAAUAUUAAAUUAUGUUAUUUGAUAUGAUUUGUAACUCGGAGUUACAGCCCCGCAUCAAUUCAAAAGUUUACAAAUGAAAUUUCUGUAAUUUUUUCGUGCCUGUUUGAAUGAAAAAACAAAUGACCAAUGAACAACUUUAAAACGUUAAGCAGUUAAAAUGAUUCAUUGAAUGAUAAAAUAUAGUAUCUCACCAUGUAAUACAUGCGUUCAGCAUGUAUGGUUUUUGAACGUAUAUUGCGGAAACCAAAAAACAAUAUCGAGUUCAACAUUUAUUUGUAAAUUCUAUCUAUUAUAUCAGAAAAAUGUUAUGAAAUAAAUUUAAUUAAAAAAUUCCAAUCAAGAUGUUCAGUACUAAAAAAAUACAAGUAAACCUGAUUUUCGAUACAGCUGCAUUGCUUCAAGUAGUUAAAUAGCUGCAAUGAAUUGGAUAGGAAUGUUAUGAAGGAAAAAUACGGUUCUAUUACAUUUAACGAUUUUAAUAUCAAAUAAACGGUGGAAAAUAUCA